This is a messenger RNA of Hevea brasiliensis (rubber tree), 1041 nucleotides long. Its product is annotated as squamosa promoter-binding protein 1. Gene Ontology annotation, cellular component: nucleus. Bases 143 to 727 code for a protein of 194 amino acids. NCBI's taxonomy places the organism in Eukaryota, Viridiplantae, Streptophyta, Magnoliopsida, Malpighiales, Euphorbiaceae. The record is from RefSeq and is a predicted model, not a curated record. The transcript has 2 exons. Gene Ontology annotation, molecular function: DNA binding.
AUAUGUGUAACUUUGUGGUCCUCCAUCCAUCUUUUAUCACCACUGUUGCCCCCUCCCUCCCUUCUCUCUUUCUCUCUCUCUCUGCAACCUUCAUUAAGUACUUCAAGUAUCACACAUCACUUGCCUAGCCAGCUCUUUCACAAUGGAUGCCAAAGCCCUUGAAGGGAAGCGCGGUUCCAAAGAGAAAGUGAUCAUCAGAGAAGAUUGCAUUGUUGAUGAAGAUUUAGAGGACGAUAUGGAAGAGGAAGAGGGAAGUGGUGGUUUUGUUGAUGAUGACAAGAAGAAAGGAGUUGGUAUGGUGCAUGGGAAGAGAGGGAGUAGCGGUGGGGCAUCGCCGCCGUCUUGCCAGGUGGAGAAAUGUGGAGCUGAUUUAACUGAGGCUAAAAGGUACCAUAGGCGACAUAAAGUUUGUGAGAUUCAUGCAAAGGCACCAGCCGUAAUUGUUGCUGGCCUUAGGCAGAGGUUUUGUCAACAAUGCAGCAGGUUCCAUGAGCUAUCAGAGUUUGAUGAAGCAAAAAGGAGUUGCCGCAGGCGUUUAGCAGGACACAAUGAGAGGCGCAGGAAAAGCUCAGCUGAAUCCUACGGGGAAGGGUCGAGCCGCAAAGGGUCGUUUGGUGGUCAAGCUCAGCUAAAGGAUAGCCAGUUCAGGCAAGCUGAUGAAAGAGGCAAAUAUCAGAUAACCAUACCAGGGAAUUCUGCUACUUACAAACGAUCCCAAAUCCGGUGAAGGAACAAAAACCCCACCACGCUCCCUCUCUUCUGUCAUCUUGUUAUGGCUGGCUUCAGGCACUUUCAAUAUGCUAUAAAUAUUAUAUCUACAAGGACAAUAUAUCAUAAAUCAUAUGUAGAAGUUGAAGCAAGUAUGCUUUCACUUCCGGUUGUUGUUAUAUCAUGGUGAUUGUUUCCUGAAUAUUACAUUAUGCAAACUAGACCUUUAGAUGGUCUUUGAUAUGAUGUUUAUUGCUCUUUAUAUCUCUCCAUGUGCUUAUUGGCAUUUCCCCAGCUUGUACUUGUUAUUCUAUAAAGAACACUAUUGAUUAA